This is a messenger RNA of Dermochelys coriacea (leatherback sea turtle), 2966 nucleotides long. RefSeq names its product adventurous-gliding motility protein Z-like. The record is from RefSeq and is a predicted model, not a curated record. NCBI's taxonomy places the organism in Eukaryota, Metazoa, Chordata, Testudines, Dermochelyidae. The transcript is spliced from 2 exons. Bases 234 to 2231 code for a protein of 665 amino acids.
GGUAGGUGUUGAGGGAUUAUCUGAAACUGUAGUGUUAGAGCCUAUUGUUAUUUUACAGGGGACUGGUGGGAUGUUUACUGGCUACUAGGAUACUUCUGGCACAGAAAGCAAGAGCCUUUCACAGCUUCCUUGAUCCCGGGGAAAGCCUGCUACCUGCACUGUACUAAGGGCAUCAACAAGAGUGAAGCCACUUCAGAAUAUUUCUAGCUGGGUUGCUGGUGUAAGCCUUCAGCAUGGGGUGCAAACUCAGUAAGAAGGGGUUCUGUAGGAUUUGUAAGAAACGUAAGGACCAGCAGACUGAAGGAGCUGCUGAGAUUAGUGAGACACAUGAUAUUGCACAUACCUCACAGGAGGCUUCUGAAGGCACCAAGAGCCAGCCUCUCACAGGGACUAGGAAAGACAUUGAGCAAGCCACUGUUGAAGCACAGCUUAUGAGGUAUGACGGAGUACCUGCUGCACCCAGCUCACAAGAGACACCAGCAGAUAGUAAAGAAACCCUGUCUGUUCUGCAGACUGUACAAGGCUGUGAAGCCCAGACUACUGCACAGAGCACAGGAAAGGCCUCACAGGACACUGAUGCCCAGCCUGCUGCAGAGAUGGAGCAAGAGAUUGGAGAAGCUGAGUUUAAUGCAAAGAUAACACAGGACAGGCAGCCUGUUGCACAGACCCCAAGAAAUAAUGAGGAGUCCCAGCAUGCUGCAGAGAUACCAGAAGAGGGUAUAGAAGCAAGUAAAACUCUGCUGGAUGCAGAGAUCAAGCAAGAGCCUGAGGUCCAAACUAUUAAACAGGACUGGCAGCUGGCUUCAUGUAUCAUAGAAGAUCAGCCUGCACUUGAGGCAAUGCAAGAAGCUGGUAAGAUGGAGACUACCGUACAGACAACAGCAGAGAUUGUUGAAGUCCAGCCUACUGCAGAGAACAUGCAAGAGAUUUACCAAUACACUGGUGAAACCCAGCCUACUCUACAGACUGCUCAAGAAAGGAACGUCCAGCCCAUGUCCGAGUCUGAGCAACAGACUGCUGCACAGAUCACUGGGAGGGCACAAGCUGUUACACAGGAUGCACUAAACACUGGUGAAGCUAAACCUACUACACAGAGCAUGCAAGAGGUUCCACAGCACCCUCCUGAAGCACAAUCUGCUCUAAAAAGACUGCAAGGAGCAGAGAUGCAGACUUCUGCACAGGUCAUGGAAGAUGUUGGGGAGACCCAGCCCGCUUCAGAGACGGCGGUAUUACUACUUGUAGAGUCUGAACAAGAGGCUGGUGAGACUGAGUCUGCUGGAGCGAGAACAGAACUAACUGAGUCUAGGGCCCAUUCUGUUACACAGUACAGAGAGCUUGCUGCCCUGUCCCUGCAAGGGACUGUUGCAUCCCUGUCCGCUGCAUGCACCACAGAAGUGACUAAGCGGGCUGAACCUGCUUUGCAGACUGCACAAGAGGGGAAGGCCCAAACCACUGCAUGUAUGGCAAGAGAAAGUUGGACUGUACAAGGUGCAGCUGAGGCCUACCCUCCUGCAGAAAUCAAAGAGGAGACUGAAGCCCAGCUUGUAGCACAAGGUCUACUUGAGACCCAGCCAACUAUACAGAGCAUAGAGGCUCCACAGGGUACUACUAAAAACAUGCAGAUUAUGGAAGACAUUAGCAUGGGCCCUGCAGAACUCAAGGCUUCUCAAGAGAGUCCACUGGAACCUGUGAGCAUUCCUAUUAAACUAACCAUAAAAAAGCCCCAGCGUACUGCACAGGUCAUUCAAGAGAUGGAGACUCUGCAUCCUGCAGAGACCACGGAAUUGAAGGAGAACCAGGGCCAGCAGAAUGAUCUGGAUUCCCAGCCCACUAGUGCUCUUACAGAAUACAAGGAGAGAUGGGGGAACUCUGCAAUUCCAAAGGAGAAAGAUCAGGCACCUGAACUAGAGGCCACUGAGGUAGCAAAACCAGAGCAGCAGCAGCAGCAAGAACUUCCAGUUUCUCACAUCCCUGAAAGUCCAGUAGAAAAGUGCCAGCUUUUAGACCGCUCAAUGCUCGAAGCAUGCAAGGGCAAAUGGGAAGAGGAGGCUGAAAAUGCUGAGACUCCCAUGCCCUCAGAAACACAAGGAUCUGAGGAUGAAAUGGCCCUCGCAUCAGACUCCACAGCUAACAGUGGAACUGCACCUGCUUCAGAGGAGCCCCAAGGAACAGAAGUAACUGACUCAAUGUCUGAGCCCUAUAGCCUGUGCAGAAGGACCUGUUGCACCUGAAACGCCAGCAACUAAUUGUGCUUCAGCUGAAUCACCAGAGUCAGAGUAAAAUGGACAAACUGAACACUGAUAUUUAACUUCUCUCAAUUCAAUUCUUGAUCUUCAACCAUAAUUGCCCAAAAUCACUGUCCCACGCAGUAAGGCUGGGAGGCAACGACCAAGCAGGCCACAGGGGAAAUGCCCAUAAUACAGUUUCUUGUUGACCUGUAAAUUACUACAUGACGCUCUGAAUUUGCAAUGCAUCUUCCUGUAUCUUCCACUUUUCUAAUCUGGAUUUGGGAGCCUGGUUUUCCAUUUGGGCUAAGCCAAUCAGAUCCACAUACACAAUGGUGUGUUUGGUUUUUUUUUUUGUUUUUUUUUUUUAAUAGAUCCAUACUCUAGCAUAGUCAAGGAAUGUUUUUUUUUUUUUUUUUUGUCCCCUGUUUCUCCCCCCAAUGCCAUUUGCUGUCUGUUAGAGUUCAGAUUAAUUUAGAUAUUAAAAUUCUUGGGUUAUAACUGCAUUUAACCCAUUACUUACAAAAGGAGUCUCCUUUUGUCUUUAUAGUUAGCUUGUAUGGAAAGAAUAAACUAACACUGUCGGAUGCAUUAAAACUAUUUAAUUGUAUUAGAUGGUACAAAUGUAUUGGGGUGUCAGCACCACUGCUAUACAGUAUUAGUGAAUGGAGAAAUCCUUUAGCAAUCUGAAGUAACAUUUUAACAUUUGUGACUCUCAAUAAAUGAUGUCUUUACUGAUCA